Messenger RNA from Angiostrongylus costaricensis, 1500 nucleotides. Lineage: Eukaryota; Metazoa; Nematoda; Chromadorea; Rhabditida; Metastrongylidae. The record is from the annotation of a GenBank genome assembly.
UUGUUCAUUACAAUUUUUAGAAAGGAUCAUCCUCCUCAUAUUCCAACUGGCCCAGCAGGUUUUGAGGUCUUCACGUUUUAUCCUACUAUUGAAGAGUUCAAGGAUUUUAAGGGAUACAUACAGAAGAUUGAAGAUGUUGGUGCUCAUCGCAGAUCCGGGAUUUGCAAGGUUUGUUCUUAUCAGGAUCUUUCAAGCGCUUUAGUGAGUAGGAUUCUUCCAAAACGUGAUGAGUGGCAGUUAACCCUGAUAGGUUAUGUGAUUCGCGUCUCAAAGUAUUUGAAGGUGGUAGCGCCUGAAGGGUGGACUGCACGACCUUCGAAAAUCCACUUCGACUACACAGAUGACCAGCGACAUAAUGAUGCAAUCCUGAAAACCAAUCACGUCUAUAAAAAGUCUAUGACUGGAGCAGAAUUCCGGAAACUAGCAGAAAGCUCGAAACAUCGGAAUCCGAGAGCUAAUCUGCGAGGAAGGGAUAUUGAAUUGUAUUACUUUGAAAAUAUGUCGACUCGUCAUCCAAUUUAUGGCGCUGACACUGAGGGAUCUUUCUAUGAUGAGGAUGUGGUAGAGUUUAACAUGAAGCAACUGGGAACGAUCCUAGACGACACGAAGAAUGUCACUGGUGGAAAGGCAUUCAUAAGGCAUAAGAACUUCAUCGUUCUUCCAUCCCUGCUCGAUUUACAUAAAAUUCCUUAUGGAACCAUGAUACAAUAUCCUAACGAGUUCAUCAUAACAUUCCCUCAUGGAUACCACAUGGGCUUUAAUCUUGGUUACAAUAUUGCCGAGAGUACAAAUUUUGCCACGGAUCGUUGGAUUGAUUUCGGAAAGAACGCUACGCUAUGUAAAUGUCGUUCGGAUAUGGUUGAAAUCGACAUGACGCCUUUGCAUAUCACAACAUCGUCGAUCGACGUACCACAGAGGUCAGCACGAUUAGCAUUCGGUCUAUGUUUCGCUAAAGAUGAACGUCGGUUACCAAUCGUUGAUUUAUCCGAAGACGUUCUUGUUACGUGCUCAAAUUGCUGCGUGUCGGUUCACCCAUCGUGUUAUGGUGGAGGUUCUAGCAUAUCAGUGAUGGAGAGCUGGAGGUGUUUUCGAUGCAGAGGUCGAAACGAAAUUGCUAUCCGUGGUACAUCGUGCCAUCUUUGUGAACUCAGAGGUGGAGCGCUAGUGCCAUGUCGGGCAGGUGCUGACAUUUGCGCUUAUGUCCACACUGCUUGCGCUAUCUUCAACCGGCGAACAGUCUUCAACGAUGCUACCAAUCCAUCGUGCUGCUACACUCAUCCUCCUCCGAAGCAAACAUCUAUUGAUGGGAUCUUGUACGUUAAAGUACGUUGGAAUGAUGGUCAAGUGUAUGAUGGUUACUACCGCUUCUUGUCGAAGACAAUCGAAUAUACUGUAGUGUUUGCGGAUGGAUAUUCAUAUCGUUUACCCAGGGCAGAUCUUUAUGGUGCAGAUGAUGUUGUACCACAAGAAGUGCGAAAACGAUUACGUAAAGGAGUUUAG